Molecule: messenger RNA, 773 nt
Organism: Cutaneotrichosporon oleaginosum
Lineage: Eukaryota; Fungi; Basidiomycota; Tremellomycetes; Trichosporonales; Trichosporonaceae
Source: RefSeq, a predicted model, not a curated record
UGGAAGUGGCGGCGUUCGAGCUGUCUUUGAUUGACAUAUAAGCCCGAUCAAUUGCACCGUCUUCGCCAUCUCCUCAGCACUUUACAACUCCACUUCACAUCACACAACCAACCACUCAUGCAGGUCAGGAUCCUCUUUGCUCUUCUCUUCACCCUCGCCAAGGCGGCACCUACCCCGGCCCCUCCGGCCCACGCUGGAAUCGGUGGUGGCUCCGCUGUGGAGGCCCGCUCGGAGGGCCUUAUGGCCCGCGCCUCCAACCUUCUCUUUGGCACCAAGAGCGUCGCUAAGCGUGGCGAUUCUGACUCCGACUCUGACGACUCCGGCUCCGACAGCGAUGACGACCGUCGCCGCCACGUCGCUCGCACCGUCGCCCGUCAUGCCGCGGUGAAGAAGCGCUCGGCCGUCCGCCGCACCCGUGCCCUCAAGUCCCGCGACAGCCACUCUUCCGGCUCGGACUCGAACUCGGACAGUGACCGCCGCCGCGCUGUUAACCGCGCCGUCAAGCGCGCCGUCAAGCGCGACUCUUCCGACGACAGCCACAGCGACGACAGCGGCUCGGAUUCGGACCGCCGCCGCACCCUUAAGUUCAAGCGUUCUGUGAAGCGUGACUCAUCGGACGACAGCCAUAGCGAGAACAGCGGCUCAGACUCGGACCGCCGCCGCACCCUCAAGUUUAAGCGCUCUGUUAAGCGCGGCAAUUCCUCCGCUUCCUCGGCCUCGGAGGACAGCGGCAGCGACAGCGACCGCCGUAAGCGCUCCGUCAAGCGCGGCAA